CGGGGGGGGGAGCUGAUUGGCUGGCGACCACCCCGGGGUUGUCAUGGCGACGGGAUGCGGAGGGGAGGGGGGAGGAGGAGGAGGAGGAGGAGGCGGCGACGUCCGAGGGAGGAAGGAGGAAGGCUGCUGCAGUUUCAGUCUCCAGUCUGGGAAUUGGAUACUGGAGCCACUGGUGCUGACAAGAAGCUCCCCCCCCCCUCCUGCAUCCAUGGCAUUUGCUCCUCCCAGGAACACGGAUGGCUCCAAGCUGCAGAUCAAGAUGAGCUCGUGGACCCCUCUGAACCAUCAGCUCAUGAACGACAAGGUAUUUGAAGAAAGAAGAGCCCUCCUUGGAAAAUGGUUUGACAAGUGGACAGAUGGGCAGAGGAGGAGGAUCCUGGUGGACCUGCUGGAACGCUGCUCCCUGGCACAGCAAAAAUUCUGCUCCAGGCAGCUCCAGGACCGAAUUCCCACCGAGGCCGUGGAUUUCACCACGAGGCUUCCUCGAGUCCUGUCCUUGUACAUCUUCUCCUUCCUGGACCCACGGAGCCUCUGUCGCUGUGCACAGGUGAGCUGGUACUGGAAGUACUUGUCUGAGCUGGAUCAGCUCUGGAUGCUGAAGUGUCUCCGUUUUGGCUGGUACAUCAACUUCUGCCCAACGCCCUUCGAGCAGGGAAUCUGGAAGAGACAUUACAUUGAGAUGGUGAGAGAGCUGUGGAUCACCAGGCCAGAGCCUCUUCCCAAGGAGGAGUUCGCCGUUGUCGACGUGCAGCCCGUCGGAAGCGACGCCCCGGAGGCAAAACUUCCCGCGCGCGGGAGGAGGAGAACCAAGGAGAAGAAAGAGCUCCCCCCUUGGCGCUCGUCCGACAGACACCCCACGGACACCGUCCGCUACAACUACCUGGACAACUGGGACCCCAUCGAGCAGGCGAGGCAGGCGAGAAGGAAGGGAGGAGGGAAGACCCCAGACCUGAGCCGACAGGCAGCCGAGAGGAAAAGGAGAGCGGGACGUGGAUCCAACCAGCUCCAGAAGGAGAAAUCCCUGAUAUGGCUCCCUGCAGAUCCUGAGUGUCUUCCAAAGCCGCCAGCUCGUCCCAGCUGGGCUGCCCAUCGCUCCGCUGGGAACCUGCCCCCCAAGGCAGCGGCAAAGGCCCUGGCCCAGAGCUCCCAGUGGAACGCCGGGAUACGACCGGCACCUGUCCGAGCUCCGGGACCAAACCCACGUGGGAGAGGGACUGGAGAUGUCACCAGGAUGGAGAGCAGAGCUCCAUCAUCUCCAGUGUUCGAGGCUCAGCCCUGGCACAUUCCUGCAUCCAGCCAAGGAUCCGACUCGGAAUGAGGGAGGAUCCAGAGUGUCCUUCAUCCAGGCUGGACAGAAGCUUCUCUUCCUGGCAGUGGGAAAACAAAAUGUUGCUGCUGGUCUUCGGGAUCUCGACCUGGUUUCCCGUUGCUGGUGCCUUAUCCUCUUUUCCUUCUGGAUGCGUCACCUCUGAAGUGUUCACUUGGAAUUUUGACCGUGGAGACACUUGCUUGGAUCCUUUCUAGGGCUGCUGGACCUCCUGUGAGCUUUUCUACGGAUCAUUUGGACAAAUCUUAGGGCACAUCCCACAGCCUGAGCUGCUCUGUGAUGCUUUGCCAGGGAAUCACAGGAGUUGAUUCUGGCUCUGUGGGCACCGAUGGGAUUCUGGAAGAUGAGGGAUGACUUCCAGCCAUUGGAAUGAUAAAAAUUCCACCCUCCCUACAAAUUGAGUGCUUUACCACCAGUACUACCAUGAUACUUCAGCUGUGACCUCCAGCUCCUGCCAAAUCAGCUGGAAAGCACCAGGCUGGGCAAGGGAAGAGCAUGGAAGAAAGGAGAAUCAAGGAAAAUGCUCCAAGAAAAACCCAGUUGGGGUCGUGCUGGAAACAGAAUUUCUCCCUUGUGUUGAACAAGGCAAAUCUUUUCAAUCGUGUCAGUGAGAAGGAAAUCAAAUCCCACACUCUGGAUGGCAGCACACGGAUCCGUGUGGGGAGCUGGCACUUGUUAUUUAGGAGGAUGUAAAUCAUGGGCUGUUACUGGUUUUUUUCUGGGAUCAAGGAAUUUCCCAGUAAAUUCAACAAAUAGCAGUUUUUAAGGAUGAGGGGAUUGAAUGCUCAGCAACUGUAACUCAUUGCCUGGUCAUAUCCCAGAGCAAGAGAGUUGGGAUAAAACUGAACCUUUCCAGGUGUUGGGAAGAGUCACAGCACGCCCAGGAAUCCUCAACAUUUCACAUUCCAGAGGGAAUGCCAAAAUCCCAGAAUCAUUAAGGCUGGAAAAGACCUUUAAGAUCAUCAAGUCCAACCAUCAACCAGCACCUCCUCAAUGUUCACCCUUAAACCAUGUCCCCAGGUGCCACGUCCUUGUGUUUUUGAAGACUUCCAGGGAUGGGGACUGUUCCAGUGCUUUACAACCCUUCCCAUGAAGAAAGUGUUCCCAAAAUUGCUCCAAAUCAUUGAUGAGGCAACUCAGUGAGUCUCCCUCUCCCAGACUUCGGUGUUUCCUUUUCCCAGUUGUCCUGGAUGCUUGGAAGGACGAGUUCAUCUCAAAAAACACGACGGCCUAAGAACUGAUAAGCCUGAGCUGUCACCUCUCAAAGGAUCAGCUGAACUAGGAACUUGCAGAUGGGAAUUAUCUCACGGAUUUUAGGAUCUGUUGAUUAUCUGUUGACUAAUGAAUUUUGUUUCGGAAGGGCCAACUGUUGAGCAAUUGAAGUGAGAUGGGGCAAAUCCCAUCCAAAACAUUCAUCAGCAUCAUUCCCAAAUCUCUCCUCACAAGCCUUUUUUUUUUGAUUUCCCAGGAAACCAAGGUAGAGGGAUUGCUCCAUGGGUGCUUUUCUUGGCUUCUUAAGGAGCUGUUCCAGCUCUUUUUCUGGUCUCCAUGAGGCAGCAGUUGAUCCACAAACAGCAAAAACCUACUCAAGGAAAGGAUGUAACCCUGCAGCAAUGCUUUUCCUUUCUCAUCAGUGACCACAUUCCCUGGAAUCAUCCAGCUCCCAGAGCCCUGGAGGUGAGUCCUGGACAUCACCGUGCCUUUGCUGCAGCAGAUCAUGUGUCUUAAGUGCUCACUGUACAUUUUCAACCUCAAACCUUCCCUGAUUUAUAAAGUUUUUGUAGUUCUGAGGCCGUAAAAUAACAAACAGGGAUGUGCCAAGCCAAGGAGAUUAUCCCUGGAAUAACGGCAGAGCUGCACAACGCCCUGGUGGGAUCCUAUUAAUCAGAAUUAAAUCACAUAUACUUGAAAUAUGUCGUGUGGAAUGUACUGUGUGCAAGGUAAACACACCUUAACGUCAUU
Lepidothrix coronata (blue-crowned manakin) is the source of this 3289-nucleotide messenger RNA. RefSeq names its product F-box protein 16 (gene FBXO16). Lineage: Eukaryota; Metazoa; Chordata; Aves; Passeriformes; Pipridae. The transcript is spliced from 10 exons. Bases 44 to 1318 code for a protein of 424 amino acids. Gene Ontology annotation, molecular function: protein binding. The record is from RefSeq and is a predicted model, not a curated record.